AUGCAGUCCAUUGCCACGAAUCGCUAUGACAACCGACAGGAUGCUCGCGGCACGGCGGUUCCCUAUCCUCAACCUGCGUCUCCCACCCUGACCAACCCAGACAUGAUCCUGCCCGACUAUGACGGCCCCGAGACGUAUCACAGCCAGCCGCACACGGGCCCGUCGCUGUGGAAUAGCGGUCAUCACAUCGAGGAUGGCUUUCAGUUCACCCAGGAAUUCUACGCCAACCCCGAUCCCAUGUCAACACCAAUCAUCUACGGCAACGGGACCAUGCUUUCGGACAUUGGAGAGGUCACCGAGGUGGAGAGCGUCGUUGGUCCGAUACCGUCUCGAAAUGCGUCCAAGCGCUCAAACCACAGCUCGGGCGACGAAGGCCCGUUUCGGGCCUCGCUGACUGGGGGAAAGAGGUUCAUCCACCAGCGGCUUCAGCAGCAGCGCCAACAGCAGAACAAGGAUCGCGAGCGGAGGAUGUCGACCGAAUCGACCAGCACAGUCGGCACGCACGACGGCGGCGCCUUUGUCGACUUUGAUGACGCCGCCAGCCAGGGAGGCGAUAGUAUCUUUCAGGGCGAUGACGAGGAAAGCGUGGCAUCUGCAUACGUAGAGGGGACGCCUGCCUCACAGCAUCUGCGCGCCUUUGAUCAAAUGUCUGGCAGGAGAUUGAGUGAUGAUGGGACCUCCAUCAGCAAGCGGGCUGAGCAGAUUCUGGCCAAUGCUAAAAUGAGAUUAACUCAUAUGGAGGACAAUCUUACCCGAGCGAGAACCUUGAGCUAUUCAUCUGUGUCGGAUGGCUCAACACCAUCACCUACCACGGCAAGAGCUCCCACAUCCCUUCGCAAGCCGGGUAUAACGCCGUCCCCAACGAACCCCUCCAAGGGCACGAACGAAAACGGAGCUGCUUUCGGAGCGACUUAUGGAGCACAAAAGGUAUCGGGUUAUCCUCAACGUUCUGCCAGUGCCCUUGGCUCUGCAGGAGGCUAUCGACGGCCCUUGCCUACAUCUAGAAGUAUGGACGGCCUAGGGAGCACGUCGGCCCAAGGUACUCUGCCGCACUUCCAUUUCUACCACCUAGACAGCAAUUUGGAGCCCCUGGGCGAGGAUGGGAAUGCUGCUGGCAUGAAUGGGAACCAUAAUGGUUCACGGACGACCACCUUGGCGAGUCCUACGAUGGGAGCGUUUUCCGAUUUGGGACUGACUCGAUCCGCCUCGGCAUCCCAGAUGCGUGAUCUUCAGGAUCAGCUGAAGGGCUUGAAAGGAAAGAUAUCCACCCUAAAGGAGCAGGCGAAAGCAGAUAGCAUGAGGCGUCGCAGUCUUCAGAGCCUUCGCAUGCCGAGCCCCUUUACUAAUGCCACCUGGGAACCAGGUUUCGCGGACCCGCGUGGUGACCAUAGCAGCAGCAGCGACGAGAAGCUGACAGAGGUGGAAUAUGCCAAUGGGAACCCUGCCAAUGGUGAAAACGACUUUGAACUAAAUCAACCCGAAUAUGCGGCUGAACCUAUUGAAGAAGAAGUAGAAGAGGAAGAGGAGCAGGAGGAAGAGGAAGAGGAGGAGCAGGAAAGCGGAGAAGGAGAGGGAGAGGAAGGGGGAGCCGGUGUGAGUUAUGAGUAUCCUCAAACUCCCGAGCCCCAGGACAACUAUGAAGAAGGCUAUGAAGAAAGUGAAACGCCCAAAGGCCGAGCUUUGGCCAGCCCAUUGGACAUGAGCCAACAAGAAGUAGCCAACGGCAGCCGGAGUUCUUCGCCGGCCGAGAGCGUUGCUACCGAGUACACGGAAGCUGAAUCGAGCCCCGGGGCCGCCCAAGAUGGCUACUCCAGCGAGAGCGAAGAGUCGCUCUAUCACGAAUCUUUCCAGCAGCAAAUCUCCCACGAAGACCGAGAAGAUGCCUUUGAUUAUGAGCACUUCUUUUUGCACUCUGCCAUGGGCACCUUGGGAGGACGACGACUUCGCUCAGAAAGCGUGAGCUCAACGGGCUCGGCGGAAACGGCUCGUGGCCCAACACUGUCGCAUAAGAGGAGCAACAGCGCAGAUUCGACAGCGUCUAUCGACACGUUUGCCACGGCUGCCGAGGAUCCCGCGAGUCGUAGUUCAACGGCCCAGUCGGGGUACAGGGUCUAUACUGCGGCUGAUAUGUUUAAGUUUGGAGAUGCCCGAGAAAGACACGCGAGAUCAUUCCGAGAUUCUUCAGCAGACAGUGACAGAACUGUCUCUAGCCAAGUACACCAGCGGAGCAGCACGAUGACGAUGGCUCGGCCAACUAGCAACAGCUCGAUCAAAAAUAUGCACCGCCCGUCGUACUCGUCCUUCGAGUCGGUCGGAACAAACAGGAGCUUUCCACUCGUCAACAAGGCCAAGCUAAACGGCGGUAUCUUGACGCCCAGCGGCUCUCCCGAUGAAGGGCUGAAGCGGAUUAGAGACUCGCUAUUGACCGAUGCCUCGAGUAUUUACUCUCAAAACAGCAGCAAUGGCCGAGGCGGACAAUCACCUGCGCUUCAAGUCCUGUCCAAGGACGUCCAGUUUACGGUGGAACGACUGGUGGCAAGUCUCGGCAAGUGUGUUCUGGCGUUGGGUGAAGCGGACGGAGCUCAUCCCGGUGGCCAUGAGCUAUACAAACGGAGGAUCGAGGCAGCCCUGCGUGUCCUCGAGGGAGAGGUUGAGAUUCCUUGA
Trichoderma virens Gv29-8 is the source of this 2664-nucleotide messenger RNA. RefSeq lists its product as uncharacterized. NCBI's taxonomy places the organism in Eukaryota, Fungi, Ascomycota, Sordariomycetes, Hypocreales, Hypocreaceae. The record is from RefSeq and is a predicted model, not a curated record. The transcript has 2 exons. The coding region runs from base 1 to 2664 and encodes 887 amino acids.